Molecule: messenger RNA, 1446 nt
Organism: Gymnodraco acuticeps
Lineage: Eukaryota; Metazoa; Chordata; Actinopteri; Perciformes; Bathydraconidae
Product: cAMP-specific 3',5'-cyclic phosphodiesterase 4B-like
Biological process (GO): signal transduction
Cellular component (GO): perinuclear region of cytoplasm; cytosol; nucleus
Molecular function (GO): 3',5'-cyclic-AMP phosphodiesterase activity; transmembrane transporter binding
Source: RefSeq, a predicted model, not a curated record
GGGAGGGAGGCUGGUGAAGCCGCGGAUAUUCAUGAAGACGCCGAGUGUUUUCUCUCUCUCUCGCCGUGGUGACACACUGCUCGUCUGCAGAGGGGAGACAGAAGGGGAAGGAGACGGGAGAGAAAGCGAGACGAGGCCCAGCCCAUCUUGCCAUUGAUCUUCAGGCGAUCAAGGGGAAUCUACACCGAAGAGGACACACUGACACAGAUUCCAGGAUGGAUCCGGGCAUAUCGAACCUGGAAUUCUGACAUCUGGACUUCGUAUUUACCACUUCUUCCCAUGCAGAAUUCGGAUGCCGACUGACCAAUCAGACGGCGGGAAGCUGAUCUGAGACUCGCUGCAAAUCCUCCCACAGGCUGGAUCUGGAUUAUUGAGUGUUGCAUUCAUGUGGGAUCAGGUUUACCACUGGGGAAUGUCAUCGGAACAAUACUGCAAGUUGGAUAAACAUUUUAGGAAAAGGUUUUCCUUAAUGGUGGCAUCAUGAACUCUGACCGGGAAAUCCCAUCGGCUCGUCUGGCCAGAGCAAGACGACAUGCAGGCGGACUUAUUUUUUCACAGAAACUCGUAGCUUGCACAAAAAUGGAGUGAGGAUAUUCGUUUAUUUUGUAUUUUUCUUCCUCUUUUGGCUUGUUUGGAAAAUAAAAACACAGACACACAAAGGUCGCCCACCUCAGACUGACCCUGGAGCCUCUGAGGGGCCUUAAAUGCACCUUUAGCUUUUAACGACGCCAGGUUUCAGCCCCCUGAGGACGGAGGACGGUUGGCUGGCUGAAUCAGCUCCGAUGGGGGCCGGUUGUGACCCGGUCUGACCCCGGUUUGACCUUGCAGUGACCUUUGACCUCUCCGGUCCUGGCUCUCCACCUGCUCUGCUGCCUGGGUUCAGGAACGCUCCGUCCUGGGGCCCAGAACGAGCCAAUCAGGAUGAAGAAGAGCCGCAGCGUGCUGUCUGUGACUGGAGAAGAGGGUAAGGACACAGAUAUAAUUGGUGCUGAGGAGAAGGCGGAGUCAUCUCGCUACAGCCGAUCUUAUACGUCCGGGGCCACUCUGGGGGCGGAGCUACGCAGAGGGAGGAGCAGAAGACUUUCCUCCAGUCUCCAGGUACCGUGCUGGCUCCGCCCCCGAGACCGCACCCGCUCCCCCGAGGUCCUGAGCAACGUGUCCCGUCCGACAACUCUGCCCCUCCGCAUCCCGCCUCGCAUCUCCAUCACACAGGCAGACGCUGACGGCUAUGAAGCAGAAAAUGGCGUGUCUCCGACUCUCACCCCGCUGGGCUCUCAGAGUCCCGGCAUCACGCUGCACAGCCCCUUCCCCCCCGGCCAGAGGCGAGAGUCCUUCCUCUACCGCUCCGACUCCGACUACGACAUGUCGCCCAAGACGGCCUCUCGUAACUCCCUCACCGGUGAAGGGCACUCCGGAGAGGACUUCAUCGUCACACCUUUUGCACAA